This is a messenger RNA of Penaeus vannamei (Pacific white shrimp), 1780 nucleotides long. The record is from RefSeq and is a predicted model, not a curated record. Lineage: Eukaryota; Metazoa; Arthropoda; Malacostraca; Decapoda; Penaeidae.
AUGGGUAAAUCCUUGAGGACAAUUAACAUCUCAGGCGGGCAGCAGGAGGUGGAGUACCAGCUGAGGGGCGCGAGGGGAGCGCUGGCCGUGAGUGCGGACGGCACCGUGACCCUGCGAGGCGCCCUGGACCGCGAGUCUUCCGACGGGGGCGUGGUCGUCGCCGAGGUGUUGGCGGUGGACCGCGGUUCGCCCCCGCUCACCGCCUCCGCCACCCUCACCGUCGUCAUCUCCGACGUCAACGACUGCCCGCCCACCCUCGCCACGCCCACAGUCAUCCACGUCCAGGAGCACGCCCGCACGCCCGCCCUCCUCGCUACCCUCACCGCCGACGACGAGGACGUGUGGGCGUUGGGGCACGGGCCGCCCUUCAACCUCUCCCUCGCGCCCGGAAACCCAGCGCACGUCCUUGACAAGGUCGACCUCAAGUUCAAUCCCUACCUGGACAGCGGGCGUGGGGGCGCGGAGGUGUGGCUGGUGAGCAGCGCGGACAGGGAGGAGCACCGGACGCUCCAGGUGGGCGUGACGGUGAGCGACGCGGGCGGGCUGGCGGCGACCUACUUCCUCACCCUCAUCGUGGACGACCUCAACGACCACCCCAUGAAGCCGGCCUCCAAGACGGUGUACCUGUGGAAGACGCAGGACGGAGGGUCGGACGCUCCCUCGGCCGCGUGUACGUGUGGAGGACCCCGACGACUGGGACCUGCAGGACAAGGCCUUCCGGUGGAGGGGGGCGCCGCACCCGCUCUUCUCGCUCGACGAGGCCUCGGGGGACCUCUUCGCCUCCGGUCAGGUCAGGGAGGGCAGGUACGACCUGGCCUUCUCCGUGAGCGACUCGCGGCGUGGGCGCAGCGCGGCGUGGCGGCCAACGUGACGGUGCGGGUGCGCGCGCUCGCCCCGGACGCCCUGGAGAACGCCACGCCCAUCAGCCUCACGCCCAUGACGCCGGCGGACCUCGCCAAGGGAUGGGCGCCCGAGCGCGGAGGAGGCGGCCUGGGGAACCUGACCCGCGCGGUGCUGGGGGUCGUGGGCGGCGCCACCCACUCCGUCGAGGUGGUCAGCGUGUACGCCCACCGCGGCGACCUCUCACGCCCACCCAACUCGACGACGGCGCACGAGCACGCCGCAGACACGAGCGGGCGCGACGUGCGUGUGGGUGAGCGUGCGGGAGGAGGGCGCGCGCGGGGGCUUCAUGGACCCCGUCAAGCUGCAGGGGCUGCUGGGGCUGCGCGCUCGCCAGCUCGAGGAGGCCACCGGGCUGAGGGUGAACCUGCUGGGGGAAACUCGAGGCCGAGAUCCCGAGGAGAGCGACCCCCUCCACUCCGCGCCCUCUCUGGCCUCCACGUCGCAGCCCUUGCAAGUUGUGGAUACGAACGUGACUUCUCUCGUGACACCCAGACUCGCCCGCCCGCAUCCGUGCCACGCCGCCCACGCCCAUUCCCGUUCUCCAGGUCUGCUCGGAUGCACGCCCACCUCGUGCUUGAACGGUGGGCGUUGCGUCAGGUUCCACGACGGCGAUAGGUGCGUGUGCCCGGCGGGGACGAGAGGCCCGCACUGCAAGGUGUUCUCGCGCGCCUUCGCGGGCUCCGGGUGGGCGUGGCUCCCCCUCUCCCCCCCUGCACGCCCCUCACUCUCUCCCUGCGCCUGCUGCUCGCCCGCCCGCGCCCGAGAGACGCGCUCAUUCUCUACUCCGGGCCCCUCGCGCCCACGCCCAGGGGCCCCAGCGCCCCGCCCACGUCAAUGCUGGCCGUGCAGGUGGUGGGCGGCGGAGGGCGGCUGCAGG